CGAGCGCAGACAGACAGAGAGAGACAGAGAGAGACAGAGAUGAAGUUCACGGACUCGCCGGUGAUCGAGCUCCCGGUGGGCGACGCGCGCCUCUCCCUCCGGCAAGACAACGGCUCCAUGCACGUUGGCACCUCCGUCUGGCCCUGCUCCCUCGUCCUCGUCAAGUUCCUCGACCGCUGGUCCCGGCCCGACCCGGCCCGCCGCCCGACCAACCCCUACGCCGACCUCCUCGACUUCAGCGGCAAGCGCGCCGUCGAGCUCGGCACCGGCUGCGGGGCCGCCGGCAUGGGCCUCUACCUCCUCGGCCUCGCCGACAUCAUCCUCACCGACAUCGCCCCCGUCAUGCCGGCGCUCCGCCACAACCUCAGGCGCAACAAGCCCGUCCUCCGCAAGACCCUCAAGACCUCCGUCCUCUACUGGAACAACCGCGACCAGAUCAGAUCCCUGAACCCGCCCUUCGACAUCGUGGUCGCCACCGACGUGGUGUACAUCGAAGAGACGGUGGGGCACCUGGUGGAGGCGAUGGCGGCGCUGGUGAAGAGCGACGGCUUGGUGCUGCUGGGGUACCAGCUGAGGUCGCCCGAGGCCGAUAAGCUGUUCUGGGAGCUGUGCGAGGAGGUGUUCGUGAAGGAGAAGGUGAGGCACGAGGAUUUGCAUCCCGAGUACGCGUACGAGGAGGCUGAUGUGUUCAUCCUUAGGAAGAAGAAGGACAAGGACAAGGACAGGGAGGACGACUUAUGAGUCGAUGGCUUCAUUCCCUUGGCGUCCUCGAGUCUUACUUGGCAAAAAAGGCGUGCCUUGUUUCAGAAAACAAAGACCAACCUAUGUAUGAAUGUAUAAAGUUUGACAUGGUUAAUGCAUAUCUCGCUCCGAACUACUUUGCAAGUGAAUCAUCUGAAGCAGAGUUCUCUGAUAAUUUUCUUUUGGGGUUGGAAGAAAGCAAUGACUCUAGAUGUUGAUCUUGCAUCAUGUGACUUUGUAAGGGAUAAUUGCAGUCGUUCUCCCUGAAACGUUCUCUCUUCAACUAUAGUAACCUUAUCAUCUUUCCCGGUUUUUUUUCAUCUUUUUCCUUUCUAUAGAAUGUUAAAGUCUUCCAGUUCGAACAAUCUGUGCUUUAGUUGAAAAGAAUCUGUAGGAGUUCAGUGAGUGCAGAGUGUAGAUUGGCAAGUGAAAUAAAUCCAUGUAGAAUUGGAACUCUUUCCUGAUUGUGCAAUGCCCAUUAUGUCUGAUUCUUGAAGCCA
Molecule: messenger RNA, 1241 nt
Organism: Syzygium oleosum
Lineage: Eukaryota; Viridiplantae; Streptophyta; Magnoliopsida; Myrtales; Myrtaceae
Exons: 2
Coding region: 40-741 (233 amino acids)
Source: RefSeq, a predicted model, not a curated record